GAUUGGCUCCGGGGCUCUGCCGGCCGUGGAUGAGCAUGGGCCGCUACGCCAGCGCGACGACGGAUCCGGACUGGACCGGGGCCGGCCAGGCAGUGCUGCUCCGCUCGCCCCGGGGCGCCACCGCGCGGGUGAGCCUGCACGGCGGCCAGGUCGUCUCCUGGACCAACGACCGCGGCGAGGAGCUACUCUUCACCAGCAGCAAGGCAAACCUGAAGCCACCCAAGGCGAUGCGCGGUGGAAUUCCGAUAUGCUUUCCACAGUUCGGAAACUGCGGGACCCUGGAGCGACAUGGAUUUGCGAGGAAUAGGAUGUGGGCCCUAGAUGAGGAGCAUCAGCCACUGAAUCGUAGUGACAGCGGCACCAGAGCUUUUGUUGACCUUAUCCUAAAGCCAUCUGAAGAAGACCUCAAGUGCUGGCCACAUUGUUUUGAGUUCCGCCUGAGAAUCUCUCUUUCAAAGGAUGGUGACCUCUCACUAGUGUCGCGCAUCAGAAAUGUUAAUGGAAAGCCAUUCAGUUUCUCAUUUGGCUAUCACACAUAUAUCUCUGUUUCCGAUAUCAGCGAGGUGAGGAUAGAAGGCUUAGAGACCCUUGAUUAUCUGGACAAUCUUAGCCAGCGAGAGCGUCAUACAGAACAAGGGGACGCCAUAACAUUUGAAUCCGAGGUUGACCGAGUGUACGUUAGCUCACCAAAUGUAAUAGCGGUUCUCGACCAUGAGAAGAAGCGCACCUUUGUCAUAAGAAAGGAAGGACUUCCGGACACUGUCGUGUGGAAUCCAUGGGAGAAGAAGUCGAAGACGAUGCCGGACUUUGGCGACGAGGAGUACAAACAGACGCUGUGUGUCGACGCUGCUGCGGUGGAGAGAUCGAUCACUCUGAAACCAGGGGAGGAGUGGACAGGGAAGCUGGAGCUUUCGGCCGUCCCGUCAACAAACUGCAGUGAUCAUCUUGAUCAGCCUGGUAUCAUGUAAUCUUAGGAUGUAGUGUUGUGAUAGGGUAAUAGUGCUAUAUAUAGCCACCUGUCAGGAGAACAAAAAAAGGGGCGCCUCUUUCAUUUUGACAUUUUGUACAUUAGAUAAGUAGGUCCCUGUGAUCAACAAACAGCAGUGAAUUUGAACCAUCCUCUGUGAUGUGAUCAACCAGCAGCGAUGAAUUUGAUUAA
Molecule: messenger RNA, 1159 nt
Organism: Lolium rigidum
Lineage: Eukaryota; Viridiplantae; Streptophyta; Magnoliopsida; Poales; Poaceae
Product: putative glucose-6-phosphate 1-epimerase
Exons: 8
Coding region: 30-968 (312 amino acids)
Biological process (GO): carbohydrate metabolic process
Molecular function (GO): isomerase activity; carbohydrate binding
Source: RefSeq, a predicted model, not a curated record